AUGGCGGCCUCAGCCAAAAAGAAGAAUAAGAAGGGGAAGACUAUCUCCCUAACAGACUUCCUGGCCGAAGAUGGGGGAACUGGUGGAGGAAGCACCUAUGUCUCCAAACCUGUCAGCUGGGCUGAUGAAACAGAUGACCUAGAAGGAGAUGUUUCAAUCACCUGGCACAGUAAUGAUGACGAUGUGUAUCGGGCACCUCCAAUUGACUGUUCUAUCCUGCCCACUGCUCCACCGGCUGCUCAGGAACCCAAUAUUGACCGGAGCCGUCUUCUAGGGAGUCUACCCUAUGAUGUGACAGAAGACUCCAUUAAAGAAUUCUUUAGAGGAUUAAAUAUCAGUGCAGUGCACUUACCACGUGAACCCAGCAAUCCAGAGAGAUUAAAAGGUUUUGGACAUGCUGAAUCUGAGGACCUGGAUUCCCUGCUUAGUGCCCUAAGCCUCAAUGAAGAGUCUCUAGGUAACAGGAGAAUUCGAGUGGAUGUUGCUGAUCAAGCACAGGAUAAAGACAGAAAUAAUCGUUCUUUUGGCCGAGAUAGAAAUCGAGAUUCUGACAAAACAUACACGGACUGGAGGGCCCGUCCUUCCACAGACAGCUUUGAUGACUAUCCACCUAGAAGAGGCGAUGAUAGCUUUGGAGACAAGUAUCGUGAUUGUUAUGAUUCAGACCGGUAUCGUGAUGGGUACCGUGAUGGGUAUCGUGAUGGCCCCUGGCGAGAUAUGGAUCAAUAUGGGGGCCGGGAUCGAUACGAUGACCGAGGCAGCAGAGAUUAUGCUUGGAAAUCUCUGGUGAAUCUUCACAUGGCGAUGGAUGUGGGUGACGGCGGAAAAUGCUUCCGCCAAGCAGAGCACCUGUCGGCCUUCUCUCCCCCUAGCAGGGCACCUGUCAGGCUUCUCUUCUUUGUGGAUCCAUUCGUGAGCCGUCGCUUGGUUUUAGGGAUGAAGCCUCUGCUGCUGAAGCCAUAUUUGAAGGGCCUUUCUGGCCUGGGAGUCCCCUGGACACUGUCUGGGCUGACUGCUGGAGGAAGCUGUUGCACAUAG
Molecule: messenger RNA, 1038 nt
Organism: Elephantulus edwardii (Cape elephant shrew)
Lineage: Eukaryota; Metazoa; Chordata; Mammalia; Macroscelidea; Macroscelididae
Product: eukaryotic translation initiation factor 4B-like
Exons: 2
Coding region: 1-1038 (345 amino acids)
Molecular function (GO): RNA binding
Source: RefSeq, a predicted model, not a curated record